This is a messenger RNA of Cyclocybe aegerita, 1221 nucleotides long. The record is from the annotation of a GenBank genome assembly. Lineage: Eukaryota; Fungi; Basidiomycota; Agaricomycetes; Agaricales; Hemipholiotaceae.
AUGCCUCCUUUCAGUGGCUCUAGUCAGCGUCCAUCCUUUCGACCCAAACCUACCUGGUGGCAGAAAAAACCAAAAGAGGAGAAACUACCGGGGGAUCGAAACAUCAUGGAAGGAAUUGCAGUUCCGAUUAUCGAUAUACCGGAAGAUAAUCCCAAGGCUCAGAGCGUUGAGAUUACGAAUUGCACGUACAUCGGUUCGUACAACUGGCUUGAGCGUGAGACGCCCACUAUUCUCGUUCCAGGAUCGCCACCUCAGUGGCUGGACAAGCCGAUGCCCUAUCACGUACCCGUCGACAAAGGCGUCAUUUGCUGCGAUCGCAACGGCCUGAACAUGCCCAACACGAUCCUGCUGCCCCUCGUUGUCGCCGUCAACAAGACCGCAGAGUGCAAGAAUUCGCCGCCAUUUGACUGGACUUCGGUCGACUUCGUGCUGGAUAGGAACGCCCUGAGGAAGCUCAUGCGAUGGUCGAAUGGAACAGCACAUGACUUCCGUUUUGACCUCCAACUCGCUGGAAAGAAAACCGUUCUGGUCAAUCGGUUCCCGCUGAAGGUCCUUGAAGAGGCCUCAGGUUUCUCGUCUCGGUACAACUUCGAAAAGCAAUCGAUGCAAAGUCUGCCCGACUGUUCAGAGCAUUAUCGAAUUGUGACCCUGGAAAUGAACGGAUGGCAGAUGGUUGUUCGAUCUGAAGUGGAUGCGUUCGUUCCAAAUGAGGGCAAUGCGCUUGCGCCAGGGGUUCGGAGCUCCGAUCUCGACACGCAGCUCCGGGCCAUGUCCCUUUCGUCCUCCAACCAGGAGCCAAACAUAUUGAAGGUCCAGCAAGGCGGCCGAGAUAUUCCUGCAAGUACACUUGUCGAGUUGACCACCCGAUCCGCACUAUCCAGCACCGAAAGGAACGUUCUCAAUUGGCGAGACCGUUAUUCCCAGCUACUCUUCUCCGAGACAGCUUCUCACUUCCUUGCGUUGCAUGAACGAGGCAAUUACCAAAGGCUGGAGAAAAGGUCGAUCACAGCCCCUGAAUUCAAAAAUGCAGAGGAGGAUGCUCAGAAGGACAUACAGAAAUUGGUCAAGGUGCUGGAACUUAUCAGGAACCUGGUGAUUGAAGAAGGGAAGGAGGGUCGCCUCAGUGUGGUUUGCAUGGACAAAGUGCUGAGCAUCCACAAGAGGCAAGGGCGAGAGAGCUGUCUCCCAGACUCCAUGAUGGCACUGUUCGAAUCCGCGUAA